Effrenium voratum is the source of this 902-nucleotide messenger RNA. Lineage: Eukaryota; Dinophyceae; Suessiales; Symbiodiniaceae. The record is from the annotation of a GenBank genome assembly.
CAAUCUCAAAGCUAACAAGUGAGCGAGAAACCUGGAUGAGAGCUGGGCGGACCUUCAGUAUUCCGCCUGGCUCGGAUGUUUAUGCCUAUCGCCUACCUUUGUGCGUUGCACUUCGCUGAAGCUUUUGCUGUGCCCGACUUGGCUGCGCAUCCAGCCUCCCCAGGAGAGGCGCUGCAGCAACUGCAGCAGCAGUCGCCCCUCACCGAGUGGGGCAUGCAAAGCAUGAGUGCCGUGCCGGAGAUGCCGCUGGUGCAGCCAAACCUCAAGGGCACAGCCAUCAUGCGAUCGUUAUUGGCCGGCCUCUCAACCUCCCUGGGCGCCGGCAUUGUUCUACUUCUGCGGGGCGCGCCGACAUCCAGCCAGAUGGCCUUCGCGUUGGCGUUGGCCGCCGGCGUCAUGUUGACGGUCUCGCUUGUUGAGCUCUUCAUCCCGGCCUUCCUGCAUGGCCAGUGGAUGCAGGCUGGUCUCUCCGGGCUCGCAGGCUUUCUCAGCUUUGUGAUCCUCAGGAGGUUAGUCUCGGAGCCAGAGAUGGGCUGCGGCAAGAAGGACGAGGACCUCUCCUGCGAUCCGGAGAAGGGCCAUUCCCGGGACUCGGCGGAGCCCAAAGCCAGGCAGUGGAGGCUAGCCUUCCUGAUGAUGCUGGCUCUCACUGCCCAUAAUUUUCCGGAAGGACUCGCGGUUGGCGUUUCCUCUCUCCAAAGCGAGCAUUUGGGGGUUGUGGUCAUGGCGGCGAUCGCGGUCCACAACAUCCCGGAGGGCAUCGCCAUCGCCAUGCCAGUCCUGGAGGCAACCAAUGACCGCUCUCGGGCCAUGCUGAUGGCAACCCUCUCGGGAUUGGCCGAGCCUUUGGGUGCGUUGAUCGCUGUGACUGUCCUGCCACCUGGAGCGCUGACUGGACCAGG